Molecule: messenger RNA, 3383 nt
Organism: Macrobrachium nipponense
Lineage: Eukaryota; Metazoa; Arthropoda; Malacostraca; Decapoda; Palaemonidae
Exons: 7
Coding region: 774-1724 (316 amino acids)
Biological process (GO): synapse organization
Cellular component (GO): neuron projection membrane
Source: RefSeq, a predicted model, not a curated record
CAGAGGCUGGUGAAGAGUCUCGUCGCGUCGCUCUCGUCUAGUUCAGCUGGAGACGUCGAGCUCUUAAAGCGGCCACAAUCGGUGGGUGCCUUAACCUGCGACCGGUGGAUUUCUCCCCCUUUAGGCGCCUUUUAUUGCAUUAAAAUUUGUCCUGUGUACGCGAUUUGCCCAAUCUGGAAAUGACCACUUAAAAUAGUAACCUUAUUUGGUAAUAUUAUCUCGUUUCUAAGCGUUAAAAAAACGAGGGAAAAUGGCUCUGUCUUGACCGGGGCAUUUGGCUUUCCAGAAGCCCGUAGUUCAUUCAAAAACUUGUGUGUUUUAGAAUCCCUUAAGUUGUCUGAAUAGACUCGAGAUAAACUCGGCUGAAAAGAGUGAUUCAAAAAAGAAAAGAAAGAGGAACAGAAGAACUUAUUUAAUAUUCAGGUAAAAAAAUAAAAAUUAGUUAAAACGUAGACAUUUGUUCCCAAAUGCUAGUUCAUGCAUAUCUGUGACAUGGGCUGGAUGACCCAACAUGAUUCCUCAUCUCCCGGCAGGAAUUGUAAGUAAGUGGAAAUUACCUGAGCAAUCUCAUGUUAACUCACGGUAUAUCGGACACUGUAACUGUACACACAGACAAUACAGUGACUUCGUAGACUUGAAGGAAGCCUAAGUUUGAAAUAUGCGAUUGUGAAAAACGCUGGAAAUUAAAAGAGCAAAGAUAUCUACGGUUUGGUUAGUGUAAAAAGAAAUAUUAAAGCAGAAAAGGAAGCUUAGAAAUAAAUAGAAUAACAAACAUGUGUUUUCCUUCGGCGAGGUCCUCUGUACCGUUGGCCCGGUCUUUCUGGACCGUGCUCUUCCUCCUCAUUGCAACUGCAAUAUCCGUGUUCGGAUUUUCCGUCAAAGCCACGUCCGCUUUCGGGCUGGAUGGGCUGGCCGGGAGGAUUUCUUCUUUAAAGAAAAUAAGUGGCCUUUCGCGAGAGCAGCCCCCAGCGCGGCCGGAGCAGAUUUGGGACAACCCUCUGCUUCGGCCCGCUUUCGACAACACCACGUCCAACAACGUCAUCACGGCUACUGGCAGGGUGUCCUACUUGCACUGCAGGGUCAAUCAUCUCGGAAAUCGAGUGGUAACGUGGCUUCGGAAACGUGACGGUCACGUGCUGACAGUUGGCCUUUACGCCUACACCACCGACCAGAGGUUCACUGCCCUCCACUCCGAGGGCUCCCCGGACUGGGUCCUCAAAAUAACCAGCCCGCAAACGAGGGACUCCGGCGUCUACGAGUGUCAGGUUUCGACGGAGCCAAAGAUUUCGAGGGCAUUUAAUUUCACUGUCGUAGAAUCCUUCGCAGUCAUCGAGGGUCAAAGCAGCAUAUACAUGAGCGCUGGGAACACGCUCAACUUGACCUGCCAGGCUUCCAUACCCGGAGACGCGCCUAAUUACUUUUAUUGGUAUCACAACGGCGAGGUCGUUCAAUACUCGGGGAAAGAGGUUACCGACGCAUCCUCCGCCACCACCAGCGGCCCCAGCGGACGAUCGAAGCUCGUUAUUAAAAACGUCCACGAUAAACACUCCGGCAACUACACCUGUGCCCCCGAGAACGCUGCACCUGCCACUGUCAGCGUCUACGUCCUGAAAGGAGAACACCCAGCAGCCAUGCAACACGGCGAGAGCUCAACAGCUGUCCCAAGGGCAUCCUUCUUAGCGCUCCUUGCCCUCUGCUCGGCAUUUAUAUUCUUCGGCAGAUGAUUGGAUGAACUGAGCUGCUGCCUAUAAGAAAUUAAAAGAUUUUUAUUAUUAAAAAAAUGACUAACCAAAUGUCAGUAGGAGUUGCAACAUGUCUCAAAAUACCACGAGAAUUGUAGAAACGAAAUGCACGUGGAGGAAAUUUGAUUCAUUUUCUCAGUUUCUCAGUCUUCUCUCUCUCUCUCUCUCUCUUUCACUGAUCUUUGGUGGCGGUGCGGUAAGUGGUUAUGGCUGUGGUGGUGAUUAUAAUGGUGAUAUUAGUUCAUACAGUGAUGGUAAUGGUGAUAGUGGUGAAUGGUGAGGACUAUGCAGGGAGAGCGUGAAGACUGAAAAUGUAACUGUGGGAUUAUCAUGCGAGAAAUGUUAUGGCAUAGCUUCAAACAAUACUUUUUGACUCUCGCCUUCUCUCUACAACUUGAUUAAAAAGUUAUGAUUCCUGGAAAUAUUCAAAUUAAAUCUCCUGGAAUUCCGAAAGGUAAUAUAUAUUGAAUGAAAACUAUUAUUUUACUACUAAUACCACUACUACGACUUCUGUUGCUGUUAUUAUAAUUACGCAUAAAAAUUCCGGGUUCUAUUCCCCGCUCUUCCAACGCGAAAUCAGAGGAAUUUAUUUCUGGUGAUAGAAAUUCAUUUCUCGAUUGUGAUUCGGAUCCCACAAUAAGCUGUAGGUUCCGUUGCUAGGUAACCAGUUGGUUUCUAGCACGUAGAAAUAUCUAAUCCUUCAAGCCAGCCUAAGGAGAGCUGUUAAUCAGUUCAGCGGUCAGGUAAAACGAAGAUUUAACCCAUAAAAAUUGGUAGUUUAUUCUUGAUACUGCUUUUAAAAGUAACAUCUGAUCAAAAUCCAUUUCUCACUGUGCGGGAGAGACUCAAAUCACUCCACCAAAAGAAGAGGUCGUCUUGAGAUGUGAAAUGGAGUGGAGAGGGGUGAGUGGGGUGGAUGGGAAUCUUCUUAUGGGAGAGGGGGUAGGUGGGUGGGUAGGCUGCGCAUCGGUGGGCAGUCGUUAGGACCAUGAUAAAGGACCAAUAAGCGGAGGAAGCACCACUUAGUCAAGGGCGGGGCAGAGCAGGAAGUUGCGAAGCUGGGAGGCAGGCAGACACCAACUACGUUAGACGAAGGGAGGCGGCUAAAAUAAGGGCGCAGGAAAUUCAAUUUCGGACGGGGAGGAAAUUUGAAGUUUCGCGGGGAAUGGGAAGAAGAAGAGGUCCCUGAGGUGAGGGGGAUGGAGAGGAGUCCCACUUCCAGCAGCAGCAGCAGCGCGUUCUGGCAGUUAAGAUGGGAGGAAGUCAAAGGCCGUAAUUACUACAAGUUUGCCCUCCCCCCUCCCUCCCACAAAAUUCCUUUUCCGCCAAAAGGGCGCGAGGGGUCAGUCGUCACUCCCAUCCAUUUCUCCAAUUUGAGGCCUGGUAAUGAGGCCAAGGUGGAAAUGAAAAAGGAAAACCGAAAGGAGCUGGAAGGAAGUUCGUCGCAGCAGCUGGCGAUGGUAAGAAGAUGCAGGACCUAAUCCGGAGAAAUGGACGGCCGUAGAUAACGAGGUCAGGAAAUGGCCCUGCAGAUGUUCGUUGAAAAUUCUGAGGACUUUUUCCCUCUUGUGUGUGUGUGUGUGUAUAUAUAUAUAUAUAUAUAUAUAUAUAUAUAUAUAUAUAUAUAUAUAUAUAUAUAUA